Bathycoccus prasinos is the source of this 2961-nucleotide messenger RNA. RefSeq lists its product with no specific name. The transcript has a single exon. Bases 1 to 2961 code for a protein of 986 amino acids. The record is from RefSeq and is a predicted model, not a curated record. NCBI's taxonomy places the organism in Eukaryota, Viridiplantae, Chlorophyta, Mamiellophyceae, Mamiellales, Bathycoccaceae.
AUGGUCGGUACCUCCCCCUCUCCAUCCGGGGAUUCCUCGACGGCGGUAUUGUUGAAAAGAAGAGGGGUGAUGAUCACGUCUAAAGCUCAGCCGUGUGAACUCAUGCGGAGAGUUGCGUUGCCAUUGCAGAAGAAAAAAGUCAUCCCGAAGGAAGAAAUCGACGGUGAGGUGGAGGAGUGUGAAGGAGGAGGCACCAGGAAGACGACGACGGCGAUUGAAGAAAAAGCAGAGAAAAAAAAAGGGACCACCACCGUUGACGGCGGCGAGGGAGACGAGAAAGAGAAAGAAAAAGAAAAGGGAGAGAAAAGAACAGACGAGAAGAUGAUGAGCGCGACGGCGAUGGAACGCGCGUACGUUAAGAAUUUCAGCGCGGACAAGUUUUGGUUCUCCAUAGAUGGAAAAGUGCACAACGGGAAAGCGCUAAAAAAAGCGAUUCCUCUCGGGACUUUUUUCGAGUUUGCAAAAGAGGGCCUCACGCGAGACACUUGGAAGCACUUGGAAAAUGAAGGCAAAGCAAAGAGUUUGAUACGAACGGUACCAGAUAAGUGCCCGAAUAAAGAACUAUACGCGGAGUUUGUGUUGUUACGAUUAGUGGAAGUGUGCGAAGUCGCGCAAACGACCAAGAAAGGGUGGACGGAUAAAGGAUGGGCACAGUGUCGCUUCGAGUUGGUACCAAUGUUUGGGAGCCACUUGCGCGAAGGCGAACGCGACGAGCUUGUUUUGAAUAUUUUGGUAGAAGCAGCGUUCCACAGAUUGAGAGUUUCAAAAUUAGCGCCUUCGGAUGGUACUGGUAUAAAGAUACACAUGAGGUACGAUGGAUUUCGCUCGCCGGUGGGACACAGACUCGCGCUGGAGGACGGUGUAAGCGACGGGACGCCAGAUAUGGACAAGCAACAAAAGAAAAUAGAAGAAGGCGAAAGUUUGACAAAGAACAAGAUGAAUAAAAAGAGAAAUCAUGCGUCGAUAGUAUCAACAAAAGGCACGGGUACAGCGAAGGUAUCGCAGCGCUCGCGCAAAUCGUCUCUCUCGAAGGGAACAAAGGAGAAAGAGAGGAAACGCGCAUCGCCGGUGCAGAAGCGCCGUAGUCCACCACCGCCACCAGUAGUAGUAGUAGUAGCAACAGACAACAAAUCGCGACCAUCGUUAACAAUGGGUCCGCACAGUUCGUCGCAAGAACAUUCCAAAGAAGGUGGUAGUACGAAUUGCUUGAAAUCAUCGUUUGGUACUGAAGCAGGACCGGGGACGGCAGCGGCGGCGGCGGUGACUGCAGCUAAAACGAUGAACCGAUCAAAGUACAGUGGAGGGAAUAGAAUCGAAGCUCCGAGCAUCCUCUGGGAUCUUAGCGAUGGUGACGAUCAUAACGAGGGUAAUACGCGAAAGCGAGCUAUACCGCGCCAAGACAAUGCUACGUUGUUUGAAACAACAUCUCGACGAUUGGCAGAUCGAAUCGAUUUCUCCAAGAAAAAGCGACCGACGACAGAGACUGAAAAUGAAAGAGAAAAUUCUCCAAAGAAGCCACGAACUCCUGCCAACACGAUUUUGGACCCAUCAAGCCCGAAGGGUCGUCAGGACAUGAAAGAUGUCGGGGACUCUGCGUAUCAGACAGUAUUGCGCGCGCACGUAGAAAAGACAAGGACGAAAGCGUCGAAGAAGAAUGCGGGAGAUGCGAAGAACUCAAAUGGGUCGAAUUUGACCGAACAGUUUGAUAACAGUUUAGAUUUCGAUAAAAGUACGGAGGAGAACGACGAUGACGACGACGCGAAAGGCGAAAGUACGGAAGAGGACAUUAUUGAGACCGACGUCGAAGAUCACCACGCUCUAAAUAAGAGAAGGCAACCUUCCCUCGCUUCUCAACAAGAACUGGCGCGCGAGAAGGGGGAAGCGCUUUGCGGUCGCGGUGCUAUACGAAUACACACCAUGGAAGAAGUUCUCGGAAGAGUAGAAAAGAAACCUUCGUAUGCGAGGCGACCAUCGAUUAGAGAGAAGCGCACGCAACGCGAUCAAUUCCCAAUGACGAAAAAGGUUGAGAAAGAGGUGGCGAACCUUCGGUCGAAGCACAGAACGGCGAGAAAAAUAGCAAAGCCGUAUCACAAUCGAAGGAAAUCACCACCGCUUCCAGAGAAGGUUUCACCCAUUCUUCCUAUCGAAAAAAUUUCCCGUGAUGAUGUUGCAGUCGAUGCGCUCUUGGCUCUGAACGGCAAUACAAAAGCUUCUUAUGAAACCACCAUCGUCAACAACUCCACGAACACCGCCUUUAGUGGGGGCGCGAAGAACAUCGUUCAGGUUGGGAUCAACGAUGCCGUGCAGUAUUCCGACGCCGAACACCGCGUGCAAAUACAAACAGACCGUCUUUUAUUCUUUGAAUCGCAAAAGAACACUUUUCGGAACAAAGCAAUUGUGAGAGCGAUCACUCGGCGUGAGAAUAAAGCUGUAUCAACUGCUUUUUUAUCGAGAGGCUUUACGGUCGACAUGGACAGUAACGAAGGCGCAUUUAUACGAAAUAUGCUGGAAUUCGCAAACAUGAGCAGAUUGCACAUGGACGCGAAGCGUGUCCUUUGGGAGUGGAAACGCUGUUUAGAUGAGUUGCCGGUGACUAAAAGUCAGCGCCAAACGAUGGAGCAAUUUGUGAGUUUGAGAAUUCAAGGCGAGAGGUCAAAGUGGCCCAAUAAAGAAAUACGCCAUUUUGAUUCUUUCCUGAGGAAUGACGGAGAGUAUUGGAACUUGAUGACCGUGGAGAAAUGCGAAACAGUGGCAGAGAUAGUUGCGUAUCGUGCUUAUGAAAGGGCGUUGAGGACUCCGGAAAUGCUUUUGGAGAUGAAAGUCUUAAGAUCACUCGUCGUCGAGUAUGAAAGCGACUUGCAACGUCUGAGAGGCAACGCUGACAUUCUAGAGCAGAUUCGGUAUGAUUACAACACGAGGAUUCUGAAAAUUUUAAAAGACAUAGAUAAAAGCAUUUACUAA